AUGAGCGGGAGUGCCCUCCAUGAUCGGACGGACUGGAUCCCAAGCCAGGGAUAUAUAUCAACUUCUUCGAGAGACAACCCGGUCUUUCGUGAGCUCUUCCAUCUGGCUGGACCCCUGCUUUUUUCAGCUAUGAUCAGGCCUCUCUGCUUCAGCCAUCGAAAGGGAGGUCAUUCAACAACGUCGAAAAUAACAGUGUCUACCAUCGAGUCUGAUAUGGAGCUCUCCAAGGACUUGGCGAACCGUCCAAGCCGUCAACCCCUUGCUACACCAAGCCACAGUCUUGUCCCCCGUGCACUGUCUCGACCGAGUCAGUUCGCGUGCCAGGCCAAGGCAUUACUACCUGGAAGGCUACAGGCUUCCAGGUUCAUUCUCAACAACGGCCUUAACGGUUUAAUUGCUACAAAUUACUUCCAGAAGUGGAUGGAUUAUUGUAUAAGUCAAUCUCGGAGUUGA
Messenger RNA from Microsporum canis CBS 113480, 453 nucleotides. RefSeq lists its product as uncharacterized. The transcript is spliced from 2 exons. The record is from RefSeq and is a predicted model, not a curated record. Bases 1 to 453 code for a protein of 150 amino acids. Lineage: Eukaryota; Fungi; Ascomycota; Eurotiomycetes; Onygenales; Arthrodermataceae.